Molecule: messenger RNA, 1593 nt
Organism: Aspergillus puulaauensis
Lineage: Eukaryota; Fungi; Ascomycota; Eurotiomycetes; Eurotiales; Aspergillaceae
Product: GMC family oxidoreductase
Exons: 2
Coding region: 1-1593 (530 amino acids)
Molecular function (GO): oxidoreductase activity, acting on CH-OH group of donors; flavin adenine dinucleotide binding
Source: RefSeq, a predicted model, not a curated record
AUGGCACCCGCUCUCCCACCAUCUGCCGACUACGUGAUAGUAGGUGGAGGCACCUCCGGCCUGGUGCUUGCAUCCCGACUGUCAGAAGACCCAACCGCUAGCAUCGUGGUGGUUGAAAGUGGCCCUGAUCAAACGACCAACCCGGAAGUCCGCGACCCGCUUGUUUGGCGAGCACUUAGUGGAUCGGAUCUGGACUGGAAACCCCGGACUAUUCCACAGGAAGGUCUGAACAAUCGGACGCUGGACCAUCCGGCCGGGAGAGUGCUCGGCGGAUCCUCUACGAUCAACGGAUUAGUACUGACACCGCCAUCGCCGGCGGGAAUGGACGCCUGGGCGAAACUUGGGAAUCCGGAUUGGACUUGGGAGGUCUUCAAGCCGUAUCUGCAAAAGUCGUGCACAUUCCCGGGGAAGGCAGCUGAAGGGGUAAUCAAAACUAUGGAGCCGACGUUGGUGGACGGUGUGAAUAAUACCCUCGCGCAGGCCUGGAUUGAUGCCCAUGCGGAAGAAGGCUACGAGCAAGCCACAGAUUUUGAAGGCGAGCAGCAGACGAUUGGCGUGAGGCCCUUUAUAGCCACGAUCGACCCUGUCACCGGGAUGCGUAGCAGUGCCGAUAACACGUAUGGCGCUGUCGCGGGCGCUCGUCCAAACGUGACCAUCGCUACUGAAGCUACUGUAAGGAGAAUAUUGUUCUCUGAAAGUGGAGCUAUCACUGCAUCUGGAGUUGAGGUCGACUGGAAGGGAUCAACUGUGAUAGUUGGGGCAUUGAAAGAAGUUAUCCUCGCAGCUGGCGCCUUUCAUACCCCGAAACUCCUCGAAUUGUCCGGUGUGGGUGACAAGGAAAGACUGCGAUCACUGGGGAUCCCAGUGGUCUUGCAUAGUCCAGGUGUAGGCGAGAGCUUCCAAAAUCACACAAUGGGGAUAAUACCAGUGCCGUUAAAGGACAAUCCUGACCUUGCGAAUGUGAAACCAGGAAUACAGGCACUGGCAUUUAGACAACUGGAUUCGGACGAUAUAGCUGAGGUGCUCAAUCAGAAGCAGGAAUGGAAUGGCCAUGAGGACAUCAUCAAAACACUGCUCCAAUCGCCCAAGGAGGCUUCCGCAUAUAGCCUUAUCGGCAUGAUGCAAAACCUCGCCAUCGUGGUGGUGAUGCUCACCUUUCCUUUCUCCCGAGGCAGUGUUCACAUCUCAUCUGCAGACCCCGACGCUCCAACGAGAAUUGAUCCACGCCUACUCAGCAGCGAUCUAGACAUCGAAUUCCUAGCGCGGCAUGUGCGGGAUCUACGAAGGCUGCUAUCUUCCCCAGCCUUUGAACCGCUCAUACAAUCUCCUCGGGAACCCGCCGAAUUGGCGAAGCUCAAGACCACACUACGCGAAUCCAUGGCCAGCACGGCACACCACGCUUGUGGCACGGCCGCCAUGCUUCCGAAAGAGUGUGGAGGUGUCGUCGACCAGGACCUCAAGGUAUACGGAACAACAAACCUCCGGAUUGUCGAUGCGAGUGUCUUCCCGCUUAUUCCACAUGCGAAUCCAAUGGCGACAGUUUAUGGCGUUGCUGAGCGCGCGGCCGACCUGAUCAAGGGUUGCUGUAGAUGA